UGAGCUUCGAAGACUGUGAACAAACUUCCCGGAUUGAGCUUAGUUCGUUGAGCCAUCUUUAUCAGGUGUCUACAGCGAUCUCCGCACCACUCGUGAAGGUCAAGACUGGUGUCAGCUGGGAGCGGGCACCGCGCUCUUACGAGCACUAUCUUUCGUGGGUGCUCUGCAGUCCAUCAAACAGCAAAGGAUUUUCAAAUGGAGUGCCUUUGAUCACGAUCGCUUGCUGAUUGCAGCUCUGCAACGUGAUCUCGAUCGCACGCGUCGACGUGAGCAGAGAAUCUUGAUCGCGAGCCGCAACCCCGCCUCGACGUUUGUACCUGCGCCAGGGCUGACCAUGGCGCAGCAGCUCGGUGUCAGCCAUCACAAGACCGGGAACGCGCCUCUGCUCCUCACCGGCGAGUCCAGCGUAUCUAAAGAUUUCAUGGACAGUCUCGCUCUGGGCUGGCACAAGCUGUACCAGUUUGGCAAGGCGCCCAGUGACCCCACAACCUCGACAACGUCCAGCGACGUAGCAGUUGCUUCUGCAACAUCGAACGUCUCACCGCUCACGAGCGGUAGCUCACUCCUCUCCACGAUUCAAACCGACAAUGCGCUAUGGUCGGUCUCCGCACAAUCUCCAUCGAACGCGCUUCGACAACAUAAGCGAUCGCGUACCGAAACCCACCAGACUGCACCGGUCGUAGAUGUAGAGGGCAUCGGAAUGGACGCUGUCUCGACCACCAAGAAGAGACGCUAUACGACGAACAGCACGGGUCUCAAUUACUUGCCUCAAGCAUUGUACGUCCAGAGCACCACAGAAGGUCGCCUCCGCAGUGGAUCCAUGGGCACCAAGAGACGCCUUGAGCAGUGAUAUUGGGUUGUACCAUGGAGGGCAAAGGAUGUGAGGAAGCAUUCUACAAAAGCUCCCGUCAUUGCAAAUCUCCGUACCACUCCAACACCUGGCCUCAUUCUAGACAUAUGACUGCCCCCAAGUUUCUUUCGACGUCCAUGUGUACGCCUUUCACGA
Ceraceosorus guamensis is the source of this 1006-nucleotide messenger RNA. RefSeq lists its product as hypothetical. Bases 335 to 850 code for a protein of 171 amino acids. Lineage: Eukaryota; Fungi; Basidiomycota; Exobasidiomycetes; Ceraceosorales; Ceraceosoraceae. The record is from RefSeq and is a predicted model, not a curated record. The transcript has 4 exons.